This is a messenger RNA of Spodoptera frugiperda (fall armyworm), 3607 nucleotides long. It is a transcript of the gene Pgm1, whose product is annotated as phosphoglucomutase. Gene Ontology annotation, cellular component: cytosol. Gene Ontology annotation, molecular function: magnesium ion binding; phosphoglucomutase activity. Gene Ontology annotation, biological process: carbohydrate metabolic process. The transcript is spliced from 10 exons. NCBI's taxonomy places the organism in Eukaryota, Metazoa, Arthropoda, Insecta, Lepidoptera, Noctuidae. The record is from RefSeq and is a predicted model, not a curated record. The coding region runs from base 131 to 1810 and encodes 559 amino acids.
AAUAGUUUUGUAAUAACUUUGAGGAGCGAUCUUCUGACCUUAAAAACUCCGAUAAUAAAUGUUAUUUAAUUAGGACGGAGCGCCGAGGUUGCUCGUGUAUUCGGACAGAACAUAAUUUAAUUCAUAAAAAAUGCCUAGUGUAGUAAAUGUGGACACAAACCCGUUUGAGGGACAGAAGCCGGGCACGAGUGGUUUGCGUAAAAAAGUUAAAGUUUUCCUACAAGAACAUUACACGGAAAACUUCGUGCAGAGUAUUCUGGAUGCGAAUAAAGACUCCUUGGCUGGAUGUACGUUGGUAGUCGGCGGAGACGGCCGGUACCUCGUGAAAGAGGUUGUGGAUAAAAUCAUCAAAAUCUCCGCUGCUAAUGGAGUUGGAAGGCUGCUGGUCGGUCAGGAUGGUAUCCUCUCCACUCCUGCUGUCUCUUGCAUCAUCAGGAAAUACAAGGCUCUUGGUGGUAUCGUCCUCACAGCGUCUCACAACCCAGGUGGCAUAGACAAUGACUUUGGAAUCAAAUUCAACUGCGCCAAUGGCGGCCCGGCGCCCGACGCGACCACCAAUCAGAUCUACGCGCUCACCACCGCCAUUAAACAAUACAAGAUUGUGCCCGACAUUGCUUGCGAUAUUUCCAAGAUCGGCGUUUCUAAUUAUGAUAUCGGUGGCAACAAGUUCACAGUGGAAGUGAUAGACUCGGUCAACGACUACGUGGCGUACAUGAAGGAGAUCUUCGACUUCAACCAGAUCCGGGCGCUGGUACAGGGCACGGAGCAACGGAAGCCGUUCAACGUACUCAUCGAUUCUAUGAAUGGCGUGACCGGUCCCUACGUGAAGCGUAUAUUUAUCGACGAGCUAGGCGCGAGGGAGGGCAACGUGCGUCGUAUCGUGCCUCUGGAGGACUUUGGCGGCGCCCAUCCAGACCCUAACCUCACCUACGCUGCUGACCUCGUCAACGCUGUCAAGGGGGGAGACUAUGAUCUUGGAGCUGCUUUUGAUGGAGAUGGCGACAGGAACAUGAUCAUAGGUCGCGGCGCGUUCUUCGUGACCCCAUCAGACUCGCUGGCAGUACUCGCGAGCCACCUGCAGCUGAUCCCGUACUUCCAGCGCACCGGAGUCCGGGGCUUCGCCCGCUCCAUGCCUACUGCGGCUGCUGUCGACAGGGUCGCCGCUGCUACCGGCUUCGAGAUGUUUGAAGUGCCUACUGGUUGGAAAUACUUCGGUAACCUGAUGGACGCGGGGCGCCUGUCCCUGUGCGGCGAGGAGAGCUUCGGCACGGGCUCCGACCACAUCCGGGAGAAGGACGGGCUCUGGGCCGCGCUGGCCUGGCUCUCCGUCCUCGCGGGGACUGGACAGUCCGUGGAAGACAUACUCAAGGCCCACUGGGCCAAAUAUGGCAGGAACUAUUUUACUAGAUACGACUACGAAGAAUGCGCGAGCGACUCCUGUAACGAGAUGAUGCAGGUGCUGGAGAAGACGAUCACGUCUCCAGGGUUCGUGGGCUCCAGCCACGCCAGCGGCGGCAAGACCUACGUUGUCAAAGUGGCCGACAACUUCUCCUACAUGGAUCCCAUCGAUCAGAGCGUUGCUAUGAAACAGGGUCUCCGCAUCAUUUUCGAGGAUGGUUCCCGCAUUGUGCUGCGACUGAGCGGCACUGGCAGCUCGGGCGCCACUGUCAGACUAUACAUAGACUCGUACGAAGCUAAAGAUGUGCUGGGCGACGCUCAGGUAAUGUUGAAGCCUCUGAUAGACGUCGCGCUGCAAAUAUCCGACCUGCAGAAAUACACCGGACGCGACGCACCCACUGUUAUCACAUAAAUACUUUAAGCAUGUAUGUUUGUAUGUAUGUCACGAAAUAAUGUACUACUUAUAUAACUCUCAUUUUUUAUAAAACAAUAAAUAACCUGAGUAAAAUGUGGCAAUCAAAGUUAGAAUGAGGAUCAUGGAAAGUUACUGUGACUAUUGCAAUGCUUAGUUUUUUUACACUAUCAUACUAUAUGUCGCUUAGUAAGUAUAUAUGUAUAAUAAUUUUAUUAAACAUGAAAUUCUAUCUAUCUUUAGUUCAGUUAAAUAAUUUUAAGUUAUUAAUAAGUUUCUGUAAUGGAGUGUUGUUUAACAUAAUACUUAAUAAUGGUUAAAUAAUAAGUAAUAACGUAUAUUUCUCUCUGUUUAUUCUUAGCGCAAAUGUUAUAGUUUUUUUAACCGACUUCAAUACCCUUAGUAUGAGUUUGCUAAGCAAACUCACCCGUAACGUACGGCGCGUCGCGUUCCGCGCGCGCCUCAAAGAGCCAUCAGACCACCACAGAUGGGGCCCAGUAGGGCUGAUGCCCGAUCCGGAGCUGCGGACAACGUAUAAGGUUACCGGGGCUCCGGCUCAAAGCAGGAGAAGGAACGGGGUGGUUUUUAGUCAGUAAGAGUCUGACACUCUCUCCCGCCUCACCCAGGGCGGGAGAAGUCACUGGAUGCUCUUUUCCCUUUAAAAAAAGCAAACUCAUACUAAGGGCACUAAAAAUGAAGAAGGUUCUUAUGUAUUUACUAUAUCAUGUGCAGUUUUGACUUGUGAUUUUGUUGUAUGUAUAGAGUUUUUUUUUAUAUUUUUGUAAUUUACUUUAUCUACUAUAUUAAAAUUGUUUUAUAGUUUUGUAAAAUAUGGCAGUUUGAUAUAUAAUAAUAAAUAUUUAUUCAUUAAAUGUUAAUUUACGAUCACGAUGCGUGAUCAAAAGCCGUAUAACGUAUAUUUACUAUAUCUUGCCAUAAGUAGAAGUUAAAUACUUAUAAAUAUAUAAAAAUAUUAUAGGGUAAAUUCAUCUAUUCGCGUUCAUGUUACGGAACGCUUUUUAAAAAAAUCCCGAAAAUAAGAAACUACCACUAUGUUAGUAGUUAGUAUACAUCUGUUUCAUCUUACACGUUUUCGGUAUCUUACAUUCAUGGUGAUCAGAAAUAGGGAUGGCUAACUAGUAGGUGGACGCGAACAGGCGAAUAUACCGUAUUUCAAUCAAAAUCGAUGUGAAAUUAUUAUAAACAAACCUUAUGUAGAAUUAUAUCUAUUUUACUUUAAAUUUUUCAUUUGAUUACUAAAAAGUAAUAGUGUAAUAAUGUCACUGCUCUUUUAUAUUUCUCCCGAUUUCCGAAGUCGGACUAAGCGUUUUUUAUUUUAAAUUUAUUAUAUGUAUAGAUAAAAACACUUCUAAAUAAAGUACAGUUAAAAUAGUGGUUAAUAAUCACAAAUUGGAUUUUAUACCUAAAACAAAUAUAUAUAUAUUUUUUAUAUAUUUUCUAACCAUAUAUCUGAAUGAAGAGUUUUAUUUACAAGCAUAGAAAAAUAUUAACUAGAAACAACGGUUUACUCACGUUAAUAUAUUGAGAGAAGCUCUACUAGUUUCGAGUCACAGAGGGACUCACAGAUCAUGAGAAGCGUGCGCAGACGCGGCUUACUGGUAGGCUAAAGGUGUACGUUGUUUUUAGUUAAUUUAGUUCUUACGAUAAAAAUAUUUUUAUGAAAAGGUAGCACAAUAAAUAUAAGCCAAAGACAAUUUGAAGAUUGUAUUCAAAAAGUUUUUAUUGUUAAUUAUAAAUUAUUACAUUUGUAUUUAAAAAUAAAAUGUUGUUUACCUA